GUAUAUUUAAAAUAAUAAUAAUAAUAAUAAUAAUUUUUUCAUCUUUUUUCUUCUUCUUCUUCUUUUCCUAUUAUUGUCAAUGUGGAAACAUAGAGACCUUUAUAGAAAAAAAGGACAAGAUAGUCUUGUUCUUCAAGAUCAGCUCUGUUCUGAACCACAACCCUCAGAAUCAAGUAUCUAUGGGGGUUGUGAAUUUGAUGUGUUUGGCCAUAAAGAUCUAAAAGAACAUCAAUUUGCACCCUUAUAUUCAGCAGAGAAAUUCACACCUAAACCAGAAGAUAGAGUGCCUUAUAAACGAGGAGAAGUACUUGUUCGAGCAAGAGAAGCAUUUGAACUGGGUGAUACACUAGACAGUCCAACCAGUCUAAAAAAGAGGAAAUUGACAGAUCCACCAUUACCUACACAUGUGUUUAUUGAACCUACUGCAGCAGUCAAUACACCCAUUGCUCAUAUGUUCUUGAAAGAAGAUACAAAAGAAACAACCCAACUUGAUUUAGAAUACGCAUAGAAUAUUUGUACAUAAAUAAACAAAAUUAAUUUUAUAUAUAUAUAUUUUUUUCUUUUUUUUUUU
Messenger RNA from Gilbertella persicaria, 571 nucleotides. RefSeq lists its product as uncharacterized. Lineage: Eukaryota; Fungi; Mucoromycota; Mucoromycetes; Mucorales; Choanephoraceae. The record is from RefSeq and is a predicted model, not a curated record. The transcript has a single exon. Bases 80 to 508 code for a protein of 142 amino acids.